AUGGUCAACCCACAGCCUGUAUCCUCGGAAUCCCAUACGGAAUCCCAUACGCACGAGAGCAAGUCAACAUUUGUCCCUCUGUUCCUUUCCAACCGAUCGAUCACGGAACAGGCUCAUCCGCUAGAGGCUGAAUUCGAGUACCUUGGACCAGCCCAGAGGACAGGAACCGACCUCUCUGUCCUGUCAGAAGCUUCAGCCAUGCCUCAAGCACAAAGAACCCUCUUUGGGGAGCACCAGCCUUCCCAUUCGGACGUUUCCUCGUCAUUGUCAUCGUCGACCAAGACUACCAAGCCUCGCUCCAAAGCAACCCACUCCAAAGCGAAAACACGCCAGUCUCCAUCCCGUACAGCUUCGAGUCGUACAGUCUCAAGUUCACGCACCAAAUCUUCCUCCCGCCCACGCCGCAAAGUAAGCUACACCGUGCGCCUCCGCGUGGCUGUCGAGUCCAAACUUCGCCUCACCAUCGCCUUCGGCUUCGGCUCCUUCGCGUCCCUAAUUAUCUACAUCGCCCUCCUCGUCACCCACACCUCGAGCGGCAUUGCUUUUCAUGCCUUAUCUAUUCUGCUUCUCAUCUCUCUCCUGGGCGUGACCAUCCACUCUCUCGUCCGUUUCCUUGCCCUAAACUCCGAGCUCAAAGCCCACCGUCAGCACCGUGCUGGCCUCAAGAAAACACCCUCUGCCCGUGGUUGGAACAUAUCUCGGCCUCUCCCGCAGUUUAUUCAGUCGAGUACCCUCAACGAGAAAUCUGAGUACAUUGGCCAAGCCCACGGCGGCCACGAGAACGAUGAAUUUCCGGUCUUCGGUGGCGCAAACAACUACGGCACCGACUACAACCACAAUCCCUUCGGCGACGAGCAUGACAUCGAAGCCCAGCCCGCCAUGAUGGAGCGUCUUGCCCACCCGCCCCCUGUGUACGGCAACACGCGCACGUCUGUCCGUCUGUCCAUCAAUCCGGCCUCCCCAACCUACGCCCAGCAUCCCGGCGUCCACCCCGAUCCCAAUAUCACCGCCCCCGCGCCCACUCUUGCCCCCGGCAUGGUCGGCUGGCAUCCUGCGUCUUUCCGCUCCGAAGGCGGCAUCACCGCUGUAUUGGAGCGGCGGCGGAGGGAAGUGGAGGAGCGGCUGGGUGGCGGCGGAGAGGUAUUGGGCAACAGGAGGUAUGAGCCUCAGCCUGCGGGUGGUAUGAUUUAA
This is a messenger RNA of Cyphellophora europaea CBS 101466, 1191 nucleotides long. RefSeq lists its product as uncharacterized. The transcript has 2 exons. The record is from RefSeq and is a predicted model, not a curated record. The coding region runs from base 1 to 1191 and encodes 396 amino acids. NCBI's taxonomy places the organism in Eukaryota, Fungi, Ascomycota, Eurotiomycetes, Chaetothyriales, Cyphellophoraceae.